Knipowitschia caucasica is the source of this 774-nucleotide messenger RNA. The record is from the annotation of a GenBank genome assembly. NCBI's taxonomy places the organism in Eukaryota, Metazoa, Chordata, Actinopteri, Gobiiformes, Gobiidae.
AUGGAAAACCCGGAAUGGUUUGUGAGGCGGCUCCAGGACUCUGACCUUAUUCCUAAGGAAGUAAACAGAAAUGCUACUGCAGCAGAGUUAUAUGAUGUGCUGGAAAAUUUUGAAAGGGACAAAAAGAAUUUAAUUCCCCUCUUCUGGAAGUGUGUGUUUGAAAAGCACAUCAUAGAGAAGUAUCCAACACUCAAGGAACUGAAGGAGAAACUAUAUAAAAAGACAGGAGUCAGAAUGGAGUCAGAGUUGGAACAUGAGCGUGCCGUGACGUCCACUGGGCGCGUGAGUGGUCCAGUGCCAACUGUAACAGUACAAGAGCCAAUGCUACCAGGUCCACGGUGGACCUGGAGGGCCGGAGUGGGACAACAUUUCAGGCCGGGAGCUUUUCAUCCAUUCAGGCCAAACAAGUUGGCAACCCUACCGGUGAGGGAGGAUGAGCAACCUGGACCGUCCUUUGAUGUCACUCGGCCUCCAAGACGAGGGCCCAGCUCCUUGCCUACAACAACAGUACAGUAUCCUGUAACAUGUGGAACCCUGAGAGGAAUGCUGGAUCCAAAUCGACUGGAAAGGGGAAAGGUUCCAGGAAAAACUAAGUGCAUCCUGGUUGAUAAGGACUGGUACACGCCUUCUGAGUUUGAAAGGAAAGGAGUAAAGGAGAGGUGUAAAAACUGGAAAACAAGCAUCCACUAUAAUAAUCUUUCUCUCUCCAAGUACAACCUAAAUAAUGGAUGUCUGUGCAAGAAGCCAAAAACAAAAAAGAGAAACGUUUUGUGA